GGGUUGGAGAGGUGGUAGGUGUGCGUGGCUGGAGAUUCUGGCUUAGUCUGUGUUCUUUUCCUGGCUGUUUCUCUCCACCUGUCCUAGGAUGAAAGUGGUGGCUUUAAUCAGUGGUGGAAAAGACAGCACUUACAAUAUGAUGCAUUGUGUUGCUGCUGGUCAUCAGAUUGUUGCCUUAGCCAAUUUAAGGCCUAAUGAAGACAAAGAAGGAUUCGAUGAACUGGACAGUUACAUGUAUCAAACAGUGGGCCAUCAAGCUAUAGAAUUAUAUGCUGAAGCAAUGGGCUUGCCUCUCUACCGUCACACGAUUAAGGGUACCAGUGUUAACACAGGUAGCAUCUAUACAAAAUGUGAGGGUGAUGAGGUGGAAGAUCUUUAUCAGCUUCUGAAACUUGUCAAGGAUAAAGAAGAGGUGGAAGCUGUUUCAGUAGGGGCCAUUCUGUCAGAUUAUCAACGAGUCCGUGUGGAAAAUGUUUGUAAAAGGCUUGCUAUGCAGCCUUUAGCAUACCUGUGGCGCCAAAAUCAAGACACAUUGCUGAGAGAAAUUAUAUCCUUGAAAGUUCAAGCUAUAAUAAUAAAAGUAGCAGCUAUCGGUUUAGAUCCAGAUAAACAUCUAGGAAAAACAUUGGAUGAAAUGGAACCUUAUCUUUUGAAACUUUUUCAGAAGUAUGGAGUCCAUGUCUGUGGAGAAGGGGGAGAAUAUGAAACAUUCACAUUGGAUUGUCCUCUAUUUAAGAAGAAAAUUGUUGUGGACUCCUCAGAAGUGGUUGUACAUUCAGCAGAUGCAUUUGCCCCUGUGGCUUAUCUCCGCCUGUUAAAGUUGCAUUUGGAAGAUAAGGUACAGUUUGGGGGCAAAAUUCUGCCUGGGAAAUGUUCAUGUGACACAAAAGAAAUUGAAGACCAUGCCUGUCCACCUUCACAUGAGAGAAAGGAAACCCCUUGCAUUACAUGGCAGUUUUUAAGACCAAAUUUUGCACAAGAAAGUAAAGCUCUUAAAUUUUCUGGGAAGUCUCUGAAGGGUUACCAGUGGAUAACAGGCAUCAGCGUAUACAUUCAUUCAUCGGAAGGAAAAAGCAUACAAGAAUUGGCAAACAAUAUCCUUUCCUCACUCCAAGCUCAUAUGAAUUUAAAAGGAUUGGCAUUGACAGAUAUUAUUUUGGUCCAUCUGUAUAUGAAGAAUAUGGCCGAUUUUGCUGUGAUAAAUUCAGUCUAUAUGACGGCAUUUGAUUUGUGUUCUCCAGCGAGGGUUUGUGUUGAAGCUCCAUUGACAGAAGACCUGCUAUUUCAGAUGGACUGCCUUGCCCAAAAGGAUGAUAAAAUGAUCUCCGGUGCAUCUUGUUCCCAGAAGCAGGUGAUGCAUGUACAAAGCAUUUCUCAUUGGGCUCCUGCCAAUAUCGGUCCUUACAGUCAGUGCAUACAGGUUGAAGAUACUCUGUAUUGUUCUGGACAAAUUGCAUUAGUGCCCUGCACUAUGCAGCUUGCAAGUGGUGGCAUCAAAAAAGAAGCUCUGAUGUCUUUAAAUCAUGUUGAAAGAGUCCUGAAAGCCAUGAAUUUGAAGGCUGAACUCCAUCACGUACUCAUGGCGAAUUGUUACAUAACAGACAGCAAGUACAUUUCUGUUGCAGAAGCUGUAUGGCAGAGGAAAUUAAAAGAACUUACAAAGACAAAAGAGGAAGACAUAAAUAAUGACAUGCCUGCAAUACAUGGAGAACUAGUUGUGGUUGUGGUACCUUUUCUUCCAAGAGCUGCUUCUAUUGAGUGGCAUGUCAUUGCAGUUGUAGACCAACAACAACAGAGGCAAAAACUUACACAGAUGAGGUCACUGGAAAGCUGCCAAAUUAGAUGUGAGGCUGUGCAAUCCUAUCCAACAUGUGCUACUGCUGUUACCAUAUCUUUAACUCUGACUUCAUCAUCAGCUUCUACAGUCAAUUUAGAUGUAGUCCUGCAUGGUAUGGUGGAAAUGUUUAAACAAGUUGUAGAGAAGAUGUCAAAAUAUGGUGACAUAACUCCAUUAAGUUUUAGAACAUUCUUCCGAACAAAUAUUAUCGAAAGGGAACCACUGAAAACAGAUGGACUAAAACAAUGUGAUUUAUAUGAGGCCGCCUGUGAAGACCAUCAGGAAGUUACAAUUAGCAAAUCACAGAGCGCUGGACACACCUCCGUUUGCAAAUGUUAUCCUGUUGCUGGAUGAACUUCACUGGUUCCAUUUUCAUUUCUGAGUUCAAUUCAAGAUACUGGUUGACAUCUUUUAAAUCCUAUAAGGAAAGAUUCAAGUCACGCUUCUGACUUGGCCAGCACAUAAGAUUAAAAGAUCAAAACCGAAACAAUUAAAAUUAUUAAAAACAAAUCCUUUAGAAAUGCAAUUAAACCACUUAAAACUAUAAUAAUACACACAAAUUGCAGAGUGCAUUCUGAGCUUACAAACAAUAAAAUAAUUUAACAGACUCCACACUUCCAUGGGUCCCCAGGCCUGAUGUCAAAAGCAGGAUUUAAAGGCCUUCUGGAAUGCCAGGUUGGGCCAAUCUCAUUUUGAAGGAAUAAUGUUUCAUAGGGUGGGUACCAUAGCAAAAGAGACUCACCUUUUGGGUACCACCGAAUAGAACUCUUUGUCUGAAAAUAUCCCACUCCUGAACAGGUAGAUUUAAACUGGGAGAAACAGUCACUCAGA
This is a messenger RNA of Pseudonaja textilis, 2668 nucleotides long. The record is from RefSeq and is a predicted model, not a curated record. Lineage: Eukaryota; Metazoa; Chordata; Lepidosauria; Squamata; Elapidae.